Messenger RNA from Lymnaea stagnalis (great pond snail), 4708 nucleotides. Lineage: Eukaryota; Metazoa; Mollusca; Gastropoda; Lymnaeidae. The record is from the annotation of a GenBank genome assembly.
AUGUCAGACAAAUGGAAUCUCCAAGAUGAUAUUUCUGAGGAUGAUCCAGAGGUCUACGACCUCAUCAGAAAAGAAAAAUCCAGGCAAAGAAGGGGACUGGAGAUGAUCGCUUCAGAGAACUUUGCCAGCAAGUCUGUCCUCCAAGCUCUCGGCUCCUGCCUCAAUAACAAGUAUUCAGAGGGACAACCCGGGCAGAGGUGAAUUUUCAGUUGUAGUUGCUGAAUUUUUUGUUUGUUUUUACAACUUUCUUCACAUUAAUCCUGUAUUACUUCAAAUGGGGCAGACGUCAUCUCUUUUUGCUCUUGUCUGUCUCUACCCUCUGUGUCUCAACGUGCUGUUUGCUUUCUCAGACUCUCAAUUUAGUUUACUUCUUGUAAGUUUCCUUUGGCCUCCCAUACCCUCUUUCCCCAAGUUUGGGCUCAAUUUUAACCUUGACCUGUUGUUACUAGUUGUGUAUUUCUUCUGGAGCUUACAACUUUAAACGGCUUUAACCUCCUUUAAUUUGUCUCUAUCAAGUAAAUCAAAUUCAUGUUCUCCUUACAUUUUGCUUAUCUAUAUCUAUUUUGGUUCACCUUUAAAAAUUACCUGACUUAACAAUGUGAAUUUUCCAGAUACUAUGGUGGCAAUGAAAUCAUUGAUCAGGUAGAAAGAUUAUGCCAGAAGAGAGCUUUGGAUGCAUAUGGCUUGAGUUCUGCAGAGUGGGGUGUUAACGUCCAGCCUCUUUCCGGCUCGCCUGCCAACUUUGCAGUGUACACGGCUUUGGUUGAACCACAUGGACGCAUAAUGGGUCUCUACUUGCCAGAUGGUGGCCAUCUAAGUCAUGGUUUUAUGACCAACCAGAAAAAAGUUUCAGCCACGUCUGUUUUCUUUGAAUCAUUUCCUUACAAACUCGAUCCCAAAACAGGCUUAAUUAACUAUGAUGAACUCGAGGCCAACUCCAAGCUCUUUUUACCUAAAAUGAUUAUAGCAGGUGAGAUGUGACAGAAUUUACAUUUUAACAAAUUUUACGAAUUAAAAAAAACAACUCCUUAUUAUCAUUAGUUUCCGUCACGUCACCUAAUGCACAAGUAAUCCUGAGCUGCUCUGUUUGAGCUUAAAUGGCUUAUACUUAGACCCUUCAAAAGAGGGAUUUUGACUUAUAAUGGGUUAGAGCGUUUUUUUGUUUUUUCUGGCUCAUUAUGAAACCAUUGUUAAAUAGAAGUUUAAUGGUUUUAUGAACCACAAGCGCUUUAUGAAAAACAGUGCUGAAAAAUUACAUUAUUCUGGUAUGGAAAACCUGUAGGGUCGAAAGGUUUUAUAUGUAUUUUAAAUUUUAUCCAUGGUAAAUAAAUUCUUAAACUGUUCUUCAGUUAACAAUUAAUUUCUAAACCAUCAUGUAAGUAAGCUGGUCCUCAUGGAUUGCCUUAUUGAAUUAUUACAUUUUCUACAAUACCAGGUAUUAGCUGCUACUCCCGUGAUCUGGACUACAAGCGUUUCCGACAAAUUGCUGACGGUGUAGGGGCUUACCUUCUUGCAGAUAUGGCUCAUGUAAGUGGGCUGGUGGCUGCCGGGCUUGCUCCAAACCCAUUUGAAUAUUGUGAUGUUGUCACCACUACCACCCAUAAAACAUUGCGUGGGCCCAGAUCUGGGCUUAUUUUUUUCAGAAAAGGUAUGAAUUCUUCUGUCUAUUAUUAAAUUACUGUUUUCAGGAAGGGUAUGAAUUCUUCUGUUUGCGAUUAAAUUACUGUUUUCAGGAAAGGUAUUAAUUCUUCCAUUAGUUACUUUCCAUUCCUUUAUUUAUUUGUUUUACACUUGGCUUGAACACUUCAUCUGUCCAGUGCCGAUCCGAUCCUCUUGCUGUGUCCUUUCUGGGUCAUUUUUAAUAAUUUUGACUAGAUAUAAUGAGAUACCCAAAGUACUGAGAAUGGUCUUGGGGAGUUCUUUAACACUAUGAACUUUACACUUUCUUAAUGAAAAUAUUGUGGUUAUUCAAUAGUAUGUUAUUUUAACACUGUUUUAAUUAAUUUCAUAAAUAAACAUUUCAGAGCGAGUCAUGUUAGUCAUUGGAAUUUUGUUGUUUGGGAUUUACAUAUACGGAAAUAUUUUUCUGGUAAUUUAUAUUUGUAAUAAAUAAUCAUUUAAAUUAAAGGUUAUUCUUUGCCUUGUCAUGUAAGGUUACAAUGUGUGUUAAUGUGUACAUAUUCGAUUUACAGGUGUUAGACGAGUGUUAAAUGAUGGUAAGAAAGAGUUGUACGAUUUAGAGAAGAAAAUCAAUGAAGCUGUAUUUCCGGGUCUUCAAGGGGGACCACAUAAUCAUCAAAUUGCCGGUGAGACUUUUACCUGUUUAAUUUACCUUGUGCAAAAUGACAUCUGUUUUACUUGUAUUUAUAAAAAGGGAUUGCUUUGCAAUUUUAAGUUGGUUUAUGAAGAUUAUUUGUUAAUGAGCACUUGUAUUAACUAAGCUCAUGAAUUCUUUACUUCCAAAUAUCAGCUGUUGCAGUAGCAUUGAAGCAAGCUACCACCCCUGAGUUCAAACUGUAUCAGCAGCAGGUUGUUAGCAAUGCCAAGACUAUGUGCCAAUUUCUUUUAGACAAAGGAUACACUGUCGUCUCAGGUUUGCUUACCAUUUAUAGAAAAAUUAUUUAGAUCCAUUUCCUACUUUUGUUGUUUCUAAGGCUUUUGUGACAAAGAAUUAUUUAGAAAAUUAUACAUUUUUAAUACUCAUUCAUGUUGUUAGUAGACAUGGGUAUUUUGCUUUAGAACUAAAACUUGCAGCUUCAAAAACUUGAUAGCUUAUUAUUUAGAACUAAAACUUGCAGCUUCAAAAACUUGAUAGCUUAUUAUUUCAUGUAACAGGAGGCACAGACAAUCACCUGGUUUUGGUAGACUUGCGCAACAGGGGUCUGGAUGGACCGAGGGGCGAAUAUAUUUUGGAGGAGAUUGGCAUUGCUGUUAAUAAGAACACUUGUCCUGGGGACAAAAGUGCUCUCAAGCCUAGCGGCCUGCGACUCGGCACACCUCCUCUCACAUCUAGAAACUUGAAGAACGAAGAAUUUAUUAAAGUGAUGGAGUUUUUCGAUGAAGGUAAGCAAGACUUUUGAACAUGAUCUUUCUUGUCUUAAAAUUUGUUAAUAAGACGUUCUUGUUAAAUAUUGCUACUGCUUUUUGUGGCUACUUAUAAAAUACUUUGUCACUGGUAAGUUGCUAAAGAAAUCAAGAAUUCAGGCAAAGAGUUUAAUUAAAUAUUAAUGUUUCCUCAUCAACUUUUUUUGGGAUGUCCUUAAAUGAUUGCCACUUUGAAGGACUUGCUUAAAUUAUUUUCAUUAAUUAUUAAUGAAAAUAUUAUGUUAAAUGGGUUGUUGAAUGUAUCACAGUAACAUUGCCUGAUUAUAUUUGAUCAAUCCUAUCUGAUCUAAUAUCAAUAUUCAAUCAAAGUUUUGGAAGGGUUUAAAAAAUAUGCUAGAAUUUAGUGGACAUUCUCUAAUGGAGGUCUUUAAAUUAAUUCUGAGUGAUAACCUUUUAAACACAGUAAGUUAUUUACUGGAUUGUGCGGCCUUUUAAAAUUUCUUGUAUUUGUAUUCAAUUUGCAGCCAUUAACCUUGCCCAAGAAGCCAAUAAAGAGAGUGGUCCAUUGCUGAAAGAUUACAAAGCUAAGCUCCUAGCUCCAGAGUUUAAGGAUCGUGUUUUAGAUCUGAAGGAGAGGGUAGGAAACUUUGCAGUGGCAUUUCCACUUCCUGGUUUCGACGAUUGGUAGGGUGUAGUUUCCAGGUGUAAAAACUGUAACAUGAGUUUGAACAUUUGUUAAAAUAUACAUUUUUAUGUAAAUUGAACGUGGCUACGAAGAUUUUAUUUGGACUUAAUUGCAGUGUAAUCUAUCAUACCAUAUUGUAUGGCCUUGCAAUAAGUUAGCGCACCAUAAGAUCUGAUAUUCAACAGCUCAAUGAGGAAAUUUUACAAGGACUGUUCAUUGCAUUCAUUUUUAAGAAUGGCCGAGAAUUCUUUUUUAAUAUUCAAAUUUGAUAUUAACUCAAUUACACUGGAGCACUGAGCAAAAUUUAUUUAUGCUUUGCUAUGAAUUUUAUGAAUUUAACAUAUCGCUUGUGGAAUAUUUAUACAAUUAAAGUUUGGGGAAUAUUUUCAUUACAUUAGAUUGUAGGAUUUUUUUUUCUUAAAGAUCUUUUUAUAAAUACAAUCAUUUGAUUUUUUAGAUGAUUUAGAUGUUAAAACUUAAAUCCUGAUUAGGCCUAAAGUUUAACGAUGGGUUUUUAAUGCAGAAUUUUAGUUGAGUUAUUUCCCAAAAUAUAAAAAUAAACUUUUUACUUUUUUAAAAAAUGGGGGGUGGUAAAAAAUUACAAAGAUAACUUAGAAUUAGAAAAUAAGCUUUGAAUUAUUAUAUAAAUUAAAAUGUUAAUGAAUUUAAUUUCUUUCGAUGCCACCUCGUACCCAGGUUGGAAAACCUUGGCCUGGUGAUAUCAGUUUUUUUAUUGGUUGUGGGUAUAAUGCUUUAACACUAAUAUGGGGAUGUUUUUAGUAGUAAGUGUAACGUUUAGCUUUCGAGUGGUUGUCUGAUGAUCAUUGUUAAAUUUCAGUGGCUACAUGUCACUGAAAAAAAAAAAAAGCACUAUUGACAGUACAUAACUUUUGUUUUAAAAGUUAAUAUUGUAUAAUUAACCAUUAUGUUGUUUGAAAUAUCUUCAAAUUUAAACAAUACAUUUGUUGUUGCCAUGUU